Oldenlandia corymbosa var. corymbosa is the source of this 972-nucleotide messenger RNA. The record is from the annotation of a GenBank genome assembly. NCBI's taxonomy places the organism in Eukaryota, Viridiplantae, Streptophyta, Magnoliopsida, Gentianales, Rubiaceae.
AUGUGCAGCAAAAUUCAAACCAAAACAUUAGUUAACAAAUUAUCUUCAUCAUCUCCUGAUUCUAUUCCUCAGGAUCUUCAUUUAUCUCAAGGCCUCCUAGAUCCCAGUCAAUCAUCCCUAACAGAUAUCCUCCACAAAGUCCCCGACGCCGAAAUUCGCAACAUUAUUACUGCAUUCUUCAGAAUCAGCUCUGAGGCAUGCAAAAUAUUUGAGACAAUUCUCAAAAGCAUUCAUCAAACAAGGGCUACUUACACUGCAAUGGGAAAAGUACUGGAGCAAUUGAAAGAAAUGCCUGAUGAUGAGGAUGAUGAUCAACGAGAUAACUUAUAUGGAAGCCUUACAUCUUUCGCUCUACUUGAAAAUCCCUUAGCGGUGAUUGGCCAAUUGCAUUUUCAAGAUAUUCAUGACAAGCUACAUCGGUCACUAAAACAAUUCACUUCGCGAGGAAAAUAUAUUCGGAGGAGGAGAAUCCUGGUGCGACGUUGCAAGAAAAUCGCGGGGAUUACACUAGUUGCUGUUGGUUUUGCGUUGAGUAUUGCCUUGACAAUCCUUACCAUUCACAGUUCAGUAGGCAUUGUGGCGUUACCGGGUUUAGUUUCAAGUUCUCUGGGCUUGUUCUUGAAGUCGCUCAAGAAAAGGAAACGAGGGCUAACUAGGAUUAAGACCCUCGAGACAUUCGAAACUCAAAUUGACAAUGCUGCUAAAGGGAUCUUUUUGCUAAUGAAUGAUUUUGACACCAUGAGUCGGCUAAUGAUUAGGUUACAUGAUGAGAUUGAACACAGUAAAUUUAUUGCUGAUUUGUAUUUGAAGAGAAAAAGCAAUGAAAUGCUGGAAGAGGUAUUAAAGGACUUUCGGAUCAACAAAAAUGAAGUGAUCAAUCAACUGGAGGAGGUUGAGGAUCAUGUAUACCUUUGCAUACUCAACAUCAACAGAUCAAGACGACUGUUAACUCAAGAAGCAGAUGUUCAUUAA